UGUCUUUUCUUUUUCCUGUCUCAGGGGACAUUGGGAACUAUUAUUAUGGCCAAGGCCACCCCAUGAAGCCACACAGGAUCAGGAUGACGCAUAACCUCCUUCUGAACUACGGCCUUUACAGAAAAAUGGAAAUCUAUCGACCCUACAAAGCUAGUGCUGAGGAAAUGACCAAAUACCACAGUGAUGACUACAUCAAAUUUCUACGCUCGAUCCGUCCAGAUAACAUGUCCGAAUACAGCAAGCAGAUGCAACGAUUCAAUGUUGGAGAGGAUUGCCCCGUCUUUGAUGGCUUGUUUGAGUUUUGUCAGCUUUCUACAGGAGGCUCGGUUGCCAGUGCAGUGAAGCUAAACAAGCAACAGACAGACAUUGCAGUGAACUGGGCAGGAGGCUUGCAUCAUGCCAAGAAGUCGGAGGCGUCGGGCUUCUGUUACGUCAACGACAUUGUCUUGGCCAUCUUGGAGUUGCUCAAGUAUCACCAGAGAGUCUUGUACGUCGACAUUGAUAUCCACCAUGGUGACGGUGUGGAGGAAGCAUUCUACACCACAGACCGUGUCAUGACGGCAUCAUUUCAUAAGUAUGGCGAGUACUUCCCAGGAACAGGAGAUCUGCGGGACAUUGGUGCAGGCAAAGGGAAGUACUAUGCUGUCAACUACCCUCUCAGGGACGGGAUUGACGAUGAAUCCUACGAAGCCAUUUUCAAGCCGGUGAUGUCGAAAGUGAUGGAGACAUUCCAGCCUAGUGCUGUGGCAUUGCAGUGUGGCUCUGACUCCUUAUCAGGGGACAGGUUGGGCUGUUUUAAUCUGACCAUUAAAGGUCAUGCCAAGUGUGUCGAGUUUAUCAAAAGCUUUAACUUGCCUAUGCUAAUGCUUGGAGGAGGCGGCUACACGAUCCGCAACGUAGCCAGGUGCUGGACAUAUGAGACUGCCGUGGCGCUGAACACAGAGAUCCCUAAUGAGCUUCCUUACAACGAUUACUUUGAAUACUUUGGCCCGGACUUCAAGCUCCACAUCAGCCCCUCCAACAUGACUAACCAAAACACCAACGAGUAUCUGGAGAAGAUUAAGCAGCGUCUCUUUGAGAAUCUCCGAAUGCUUCCUCAUGCUCCCGGAGUCCAGAUGCAGCCUAUCCCAGAGGAUGCUGUGCCAGAAGACAGUGCUGAUGAAGAUGAGGAAGAUCCUGAUAAACGAAUUUCCAUCCGCUCAUCAGAUAAGAGGAUAGCGUGCGAUGAGGAAUUCUCCGACUCAGAGGAUGAAGGGGAAGGUGGCCGCAAAAACGUUGCCAAUUUCAAGAAGGCAAAGAGGGCAAAGACAGAAGAAGAGGAGAAGGAGGAGGAAAAGAAAGAAGUAAAAGAAGAAGAUAAAGCAAAAGAGGAACCAGUGGAGCCCAAAAGCAUAAAGGAGGAAACGAAAUCGACCUAAGAAGCUGGUAGCCGGGUAACUCCUCAGCCCUCCCCUCACUCCCACUUCCUCACUUUGCUCUCUCUGGUACCCUCCUGUUUCACAAGAUUUGGAUUUUAUACUUUUCUGUAGAUAUUUCUAUAUAAAUAUAUUGGAGACAAGAGGUCCAGAUGGAGUUCCUUGUUGCCCUCUUCUUGGGCGAGCGGUGAGGACGAUCCUGCUCAGGCCAAAGCCCAGCUUGGCCCCAGGGAAUUAUCUGGUGUGUUAUUCGAGAGGCGUCCCUCUUCUCCUGCUGCUGCUGCUGCCUCGUUGGGGACGUGUUCGUACAUUUUUAAAUCUUUUAAUUUUAAAAUCUCUCCUUCUCUCUUGCACUUCCCCUUUCUUUUCAAAGAACGGCAUCCCUUGGGAAACUGUUCGCCCCGGGGGAAGGCUUUUGACUUCUUUUUCCUUAAGUAGUUUAUUUUUGAGGUAUGGAUACAGCCAUAAAUCUUUUGGGGAAAGUGGUGGGGUGGGGUAGGGGAGGAAUUGCAACUCGAACCCAUGAAAGAAUUCACCCUGUUCACGGUAAGCAUGAGUUGUGGCUUGUUGGCAUCCCACUACAGUUACAGCACAUGGAGGCCACUUCUUUACAUGGCCCCAUCCUAUGAGAAUCUGGGAUUUGUACUUGUGUGCGAGACUGACUUCUCAGCCAGGGAGCUCUAGUGCCUCGCCAACCUAUAGAUCCCAGGAGUCUAUAGAAAGCAGCCAUGGCAAUUAAAGUGGGAUCAGAGUACUAUAACUAUAAUGUGAAAAGGACCUGGGAUGAAGAAUAAAGGUAGGCGGGAGUGCUCUUAAACAUGAAGCCUCCUGCAACUGCUUCCCUCCGAUUCCCAGACUCUAGUCUUCCAGGUGUUUUGGGCUGCAACUCCCAGAAGCCUCAUCCAUCUUGGUCAAUGUUCUGGGACUGUGGGAGUUGAAGUCCAAAACAUCUGGAAGGCCAAAGUGUGGGAAUCACAGCUCUAAAUUCUGGGAAAGAACUGGCUCCCUUUUUUUCCUCUUUCUCAGAAGCUAAUGUGAAUCCAUCCAGUUUCAUUCUCUGAAUGCCACUCACGCAGUUCACGCUUUUUAAUCCGGCCUACAUGUAGUCAGUGACUGCCAAGGAUGGCAUUUCACCUUUUCCAAAAGGACCUCUUCACAGUAAUGCCAAGUUACGUGGCAUUUCACCCAGGGUCCAGGUGAUGGUUUCAACAACGCAGGGUGGGGUUUUCCAAAAGGGCAAGGUGGUGGAAUAUUGGGUUUUAGAGCCAGCAAUGCUGAUAAGAUAGCCAUGUCACUCUGGGUGGGGCUUUUGGGGGAUAUAUGGGGAUUUGAAGGGGGGGGGGGGUGAAAGGUUUUUAUUUUUUUAAGUCUCUGGUUUAGCUGUUUUGUAGUCUCUCAGAUGCAAGUUCCACGCAGCUCUUCCUGCUCUUUGAUACUUGUAUUGGUGAAAUGAAAGAUCAUUGUAUUUGUGUGUUUUGGGGGCGGGACAGGGAAGAUAUAUAUAUUGUGGUUUUUUAAAAAAACAACAACACAAAAAGAAAGAACUUUUAUUUUCGUUUUUUUGGAAAGAAAAGAAAAACCUUUGUAAUAAAAUUGGUCUGUUUCUCUGUU
Molecule: messenger RNA, 3026 nt
Organism: Sceloporus undulatus (fence lizard)
Lineage: Eukaryota; Metazoa; Chordata; Lepidosauria; Squamata; Phrynosomatidae
Gene: HDAC1
Product: histone deacetylase 1
Exons: 13
Coding region: 63-1418 (451 amino acids)
Molecular function (GO): histone deacetylase activity
Source: RefSeq, a predicted model, not a curated record